AUGGCUUUUGGGGGAGAAUGGGAGGAGAAAGCCACGUUCCCAAAAUUGGGUGCCAUUUCAGGCGGUGCUUGGUUGUUGGGUGCUGAAACAGUCAAUGGGAAGAUUUACAUCUUUGGCGGACAAGAUGAUUUGCAGCCUGCGGGCAAAUUUGUGCAUGUAUACGACCCAGAUAAAGACGUAUGGACCAAACUCAACAAAUGGCAGAGGGGCAGAUUUCGGUUAGACAGUGCUGUGAUAAGAGGGAAGAUUUACGCCGUUGGAGGAACAGAGGAUAAUUUCCAAGCGGUCCCUUUCUUGGAUGAGUAUGAUCCCAAAACCGACACAUGGACCGCUAAAGCCGAUAUGCCAACCGCCAGAAUGAUGACAGCUACUGCUGCGGUGGGUGGAAAGAUUUAUGUCAUUGGUGGCGCGGAAUCUUUCUUCUUUCCGUCAGCCGCUGUCGAGGUCUAUGACCCCGUAACCGACACAUGGGAGAAAAAGGCGGAUAUGCCUAACCCAAGGUGGGCGGCAGGUGCUUUUGCUGCUAGAGGGAAGAUUUACGUUUGUGGUGGUGCCGUAGACCAGAGUCAUCAAAAGUAUACCGACCUAACGGAAGAAUACGACACGAAAACGGAUACUUGGACGAAGAAAGCAGAUAUGCCGGUCGCCUAUCACGAUAUGUCAGUGAGUUUCGUCAACAACGGGAAAGCUUAUGCCAUCGGGGGAAAGGCAUUUGGCGGUAACGACAGAGAUGGACGCCUAUCUGACAAGUGGCGCUAUCAUUGGACGGUUUUUGAAUACGAUGUAGAGAAGAACAAGUGGACACGGCUGAAAGACGAGAUGCCGACCCCACGGGCAAGUUUAGCCACAACCGUUCUGGACGGGAAGAUUUACGCCAUUGGGGGGCAUGUUGGCAUCCCCGGGAUAACAGAGGUAUACACCCCCGACGGCUGGCCCUUCCCCAAGGCUUUUUCCGUCUCGCCUCAAGGCAAGCUGGCGACGAAGUGGGGGGAAAUUAAGCGCAACCAAUAA
Messenger RNA from Geodia barretti, 1011 nucleotides. The record is from the annotation of a GenBank genome assembly. NCBI's taxonomy places the organism in Eukaryota, Metazoa, Porifera, Demospongiae, Tetractinellida, Geodiidae.